This is a messenger RNA of Cuscuta epithymum, 1544 nucleotides long. NCBI's taxonomy places the organism in Eukaryota, Viridiplantae, Streptophyta, Magnoliopsida, Solanales, Convolvulaceae. The record is from the annotation of a GenBank genome assembly.
CUGCUUUUAAUAACAGUAUAAAAAUUGAAUUCAUUCAGCAAAUUCAUCAAAUUGUAUGUAAUAAAUUAUUAAUGAUAAUGAUUACAGUGGGAAGCGUGAAACUUCUGCCACUGACUAAUAAAUGCUUAUUCGUAAUUGUGUAGUGAAUGAGAUGCAGAUUAGAUACGGUGCUAUCCGGUGAAGUUAAAGAAGACGAAACUAAGGUGCGAUGCAUCUGAUCGGUCGCAGGCUUCUGUAGGCGAGCUCUGCGGGUUGGGUGAAGCCAUGGAUGGCGGCGAAUGAAUUUCUACAGGUCAGGGAUGAGAGGAAGAUUAAUUAGAAGGUUUAAAGUUGAUAAAUAUUACAAAAGAACCGGGUGUACGUGUACGCCCGGGUGUACCAUAUAAUUUACGCUUGCAGUUAUCAAACUGCCGGUCAAGUUGAUUUAUUUUCUGGGCAGGGCUAUGUCGGCGGAGUUGUCUUACCCACUCAACUGUUGCAGUCUCUGUCCACAAAAAAGGGUUCCUGUCAGACCAAAUGCAACAUCUGGCUUCAAUGAUAAAGCUGUUAAAACAUAUCAGCCAAUACACAUUAAUUAGAAAGAGUACAUCGACAUGCUCUUACAGUACAGCUGUUCGAUCUUUUCUAGUCUCCAGCCAAGGCCGUGUGAAGAAGAUUGUAUCUGCAGAUCUUGGAUCACCCAAGUUUUCAGGAAAAGAUGGUGAAGGUGAAUACAAACGGCAAAUAGGAGAACAUAUUUCAAGAAAGGAUAAGAUCAGCAUUCUGGUAGAGACGCUUCUAGACCUAAAAGAUAGUAAAGAGGGUAUCUACAGUGCCCUGGAUGCCUGGGUUGCAUGGGAGCAGAACUUCCCAAUUGGAUCCCUAAAGCAGGUGUUACUGAAACUCGAGAAAGAGCAACAGUGGCAUAGAGUUAUCCAAGUUAUAAAGUGGAUUUUAAGCAAGGGGCAGGGCAGCACUAGAGGUACUUAUGCGCAGUUAAUUCUAGCAUUAGAUAUGGAUCAUAGGGCGAAGGAAGCACGUGAGAUUUGGAGGAAAAACAUUGGGUCGGACCUACAUUCGGUGCCAUGGUCAUUGUGCAGUCUCAUGAUGUCAGUAUAUUAUCGAAAUGAUAUGCUGGAGGAUCUUGUAAAGCUGUUCAAGGGCUUGGAGGCAUUUGGGCGUAAACCGCCGGAGAAGUCUAUAGUGCAGAAAGUUGCUGAUGCAUAUGAAAUGUUGGGCUUGUCCAAAGAUAAAGAAUGUGUGAUGGAGAAGUACAAGGAUCUCUUCAAUGAGACACUGGAUGAAAGGUCCAAGAAAUUUAAGGGAUUUCGGGCCAAGAAGAGAGGAGAAACAAAGAAGGAAGAUUGAGAAUGUAGUUAUUUACUUAUGUAUGCUUCUGUACAUCUUUAUUCUACAUCUUCUUGAAGUUGGAAGUAAUCAAUUAUUUCGGCAUAUGGCAACUGGCCCUAGUUUAUGUGAGACCUUACCGACUGUGUGUGUAUACUGAGGGAUCAAGUGAACCCUUUUAAAAUGAGAAACCUUUAACAACGUAAAGCAAUUACAAA